This is a messenger RNA of Lasiodiplodia theobromae, 1587 nucleotides long. RefSeq lists its product as uncharacterized. The transcript has a single exon. The record is from RefSeq and is a predicted model, not a curated record. NCBI's taxonomy places the organism in Eukaryota, Fungi, Ascomycota, Dothideomycetes, Botryosphaeriales, Botryosphaeriaceae. The coding region runs from base 1 to 1587 and encodes 528 amino acids.
AUGGAUGACAACCGCAUCAUCGCGAACGACCUUAUCUACGUCAGGCAGGACGCCGUCAAGGCUCUGUUCAAGCGUGGGGUCCGCUCAGCCGACUUCCGACUUCUCUACAACGUCGACGACAGUAUCGCCGCUCUGGCCACAUACAGGAAUGUGAGGAUCGAGGUCGAGCCUCUUAUCGAAGAUGUCUUGCGUGCCGCUCAGGUUCUUCCAAACAGCUCCAUCUUACCGCGCGCCAAUGCGGGCCCUUGGGUCCCGCGCAUGGUUAAGAAGACCGACCUUGAAGCCGUCAUCGCGAACGCGAUGAACUCACAGACCACCAGAGCCAUGACGGAUGUCUUCGACUGGGACUUUCCGGACCGCACCAUCGAGGUACUCACGCUUUGGCACACGGGUGAGAAGUACCGCCUGCGCUCCAUCGGCCGGGCCCUCCUUGAGGAUGAGCGCGCCGCUCGCUACUCCGACGAUAGAGACAUCGGCUUCGCCAUCGACCCUAAGAUGCCCGAACGUGCGCUCCUGAAACACAGCGCUCUCAGUGUCCUUCGUCCAAGCUGGCUUCAUGCCCAUGAGGUGCGCGGCACUAACGGCUUCGCUCUCUUGCACCCCAUGCCCAUCUUCGUCCGCGGUGAACGCUGGCAGCACGUUCGCACCGGCCCUAACAACGAAAUCACCGUCCACGACCAGCUUGCCCAGCUCGUCCUCUACUACGUCGAUGACAUGGACCGUAGCUACCUCGAUGAGGAGCGCCGCCGCGGCAUGAACGCCUAUCUCUCUGCCAGGCAGGACGUUCUGUCCGACAUCAACUCCGACAUCGGUCUUGAAGGCAUGGAUGGCGACGAGUGGGAGGAGAUCGAGAGCCACAACAACGACAGCAGCAGUCUCCUCAAGCCACCCGCCGCUCGCAAGGCGGGCGCCAGCUGGCACGACGCCGUGUCCAGCGCCGCCAUCUCCGUCUUCGUCGAGGAGAUCCAGCACCCGGACGCGACCUCGGUCAUCGCCCGCGAGUCCUGGGACGAGCUGAACCAGCGCCUCCAAGAGUGUCGCGGCAUCCCCGCCGUGCUCGACGGGCCCCGCGUCAAGAAGCUGAUCCACCCGGACCUCCUGGACCCGCAGAAGCGCGACGCCAUCGACUUCGCCGACGGCGACACCGUCCGCAAGUACAACCGCUGGGUCGUCGACUUCCUGAGCGGCCACGGCGUCGCGUUCGACGCGAAGAUGACGGUGCCUGAACGCAAGUCGCUGGCGCGCCUGUCGGCCAUGCCCAUCCCCGUCGACACGUACAACGCCGUCCCCGCCGCGCUCGGCCUGUCGCCCCUCGAGAGCAAGCUCGUCGCCACCCUCCGCAAGCACCCCGAGGAGGUCGCCGCCAUGUUCACCGGCAGCAUGACCGACAAGAGCCUGCUGGAGGACGCCGUCGCCCUGGCCGAGUGCCGCGCGCUGUCCUGGGACGAGAUGGCGGUCCAGUUCAACUCGCUCUGGCAUGGUGCUGUUACGGACUCCGAUGAGAAGCACUUUGGACUCGCGAUCAGGCCGGAGAUGGACGUCGAGGCGAUCAAGAACAGUGUGAAGGCCGGUGAGGCCAUUGCCUAA